AUGAAAGAACAAAAAUGGAUUCAUGAAGGUUUGAUUACUGAAUCACUUCCUAAUGUUAUGUUCUGGGUUCGUUUAGAUAAUGAAGAUCUGAUUCUAGGUUAUGUUUCGGGAAGGAUACGACGUAGUUCUAUACGAAUCCUACCGGGAGAUAGAGUUAAGAUUGAAGUAAGCCGUUAUGAUUCAACCAGAGGUCGUAUAAUUUAUAGACUCCGCAACAAAGAUUCAAACGAUUAAGCCGUUUUUCAACAUUCCUUAUUCCUUUCUACAAAAAUAGAAUUCAAGGUUCAAAAUAUCACGAAACUUAUUUUCUUCCAAAAAAUAGAUUCAAAAUUAAAACUAAAGAAUAACAAAUAUGAAAAUAAGGGCUUCUGUUCGUCAAAUUUGUGAAAAAUGUCGACUGAUUCGCCGACGGGGACGAAUUAUAGUAAUUUGUUCUAACCCAAAACAUAAACAACGACAAGGAUAAUCAUUCUACUAAACUAUAUACUAAUGAUCUUUCUAAAAUACUAAAAUAAUUGCUAAAAUAUUUUAUUGCUGAAAAAAAAUGACGGAUUUGUUUUGACAUGAAAUG
Messenger RNA from Amaranthus tricolor (Joseph's coat), 571 nucleotides. Its product is annotated as translation initiation factor IF-1, chloroplastic-like. The transcript has a single exon. Bases 1 to 234 code for a protein of 77 amino acids. Lineage: Eukaryota; Viridiplantae; Streptophyta; Magnoliopsida; Caryophyllales; Amaranthaceae. Gene Ontology annotation, biological process: translational initiation. The record is from RefSeq and is a predicted model, not a curated record. Gene Ontology annotation, molecular function: ribosome binding; translation initiation factor activity; RNA binding. Gene Ontology annotation, cellular component: cytosol.